Messenger RNA from Ictidomys tridecemlineatus (thirteen-lined ground squirrel), 1529 nucleotides. RefSeq names its product G protein-coupled receptor 18 (gene Gpr18). NCBI's taxonomy places the organism in Eukaryota, Metazoa, Chordata, Mammalia, Rodentia, Sciuridae. Gene Ontology annotation, cellular component: plasma membrane. Gene Ontology annotation, molecular function: G protein-coupled receptor activity. The record is from RefSeq and is a predicted model, not a curated record. Gene Ontology annotation, biological process: positive regulation of Rho protein signal transduction; phospholipase C-activating G protein-coupled receptor signaling pathway.
CCACAUCCAGGAUCAAGCUGCAAGCUGCAAAGCCCGUUUCAGAAAGCACUUCCUGAAAGAGACAGAGCAACGAUUAGAGCUCAGCAGUGCCAACUCCUCCAGCAAGCCGGAGCUACAUUCAAAACAGCCUUUAACGCAACAAAAGUGGGUACACCGGAAAAUGGUCACUUCUAAGACAACGCUUUGAUGGAAGAAGCCUCUAAGUAUCAUGCCUACCAACAAGCUAUAAGAUGACUACUCCAAGCAAUCAAGAUCAACCCAUCCCUUCUAAUAGCUCACACCCAGACGAAUACAAAAUCGCGGCUCUUGUCUUCUACAGCUGUAUAUUCCUGGUUGGAUUAUUUGUUAAUGUUACUGCCUUAUGGGUUUUCAGUUGUACCACCAAGAAGAGAACUACUGUAACCAUCUAUAUGAUGAAUGUGGCACUACUGGACUUAAUAUUUAUAAUAAGUCUACCCUUCCGAAUGUUCUACUAUGCAAAAGGUGAAUGGCCAUUUGGAGAGUACUUCUGCCACAUUCUCGGGGUUCUUGUAGUGUUUUACCCAAGCGCUGCUCUCUGGCUUCUUGCUUUUAUCAGUGCCGACAGAUACAUGGCCAUCGUACAGCCGAAAUAUGCCAAAGAACUUAAAAAAACAUACAAGGCCUUGCUUGCCUGUGUAGGAGUGUGGAUAAUGACCCUGACAACCACUGUCCCUCUGCUGCUCCUCUACGAAGACCCAGAUAAAGCCUCCUCCCCUGCCACCUGCCUAAAGAUCUCUGACAUCAUUCACUUCAAAGCCGUCAAUGUGCUGAACUUCACUCGACUGAUAUUCUUCUUCCUGAUCCCUGUGUUCAUCAUGAUUGGGUGCUACUUGGUCAUCAUUCACAGUCUCCUCCAUGGCAAGACAUCUAAGCUGAAACCCAAGGUCAAGGAGAAGUCCAUAAGAAUCAUCAUCACACUCCUGGUGCAGGUGCUCAUUUGCUUCCUGCCCUUCCACAUCUGCUUUGCCUUCCUGAUGCUGGGUGGGGAAGAGAACAGCUACAGCCCUUGGGGAGCCUUCACCACCUUCCUCAUGAACCUCAGCACCUGUCUGGAUAUGAUCCUCUACUACAUUGUUUCCAAACAAUUUCAGGCUCGGGUCAUUAGCGUCAUGCUGUACCGCAAUUACCUCCGGAGUGUGCGUAGAAAAAGCUUCCGAUCUGGGAGUUUACGGUCACUUAGCAAUGUGAAUAGUGAAAUGUUAUAAAUGACGUGAAUUUUCUUCAAUCUCUUUAAAAUUCAUUUUUCUUUAAAAUUCAUUUUCCUAACCACUCUAGGACCAAUGGAUAUUCUACAUAAUAUUAUCAAGUCCCCUCUCUGCUAAAAGAAAAGAAAAAAACUUUUAAGAACUCUUUUGUGCAAUCUUAUUGUGGCAAUACAAUUACACAUUCUAAUUUUUUAUUUUCAAACUUGUAUAAAACAUUUUUGUGAAUUAUUGGGGAAAAAACACCCACACUGGCAUUUCACAGUCAAGCCUUAUCUACACAGAUAAUAAAUAUUUUUUUAAUUA